UCUGCUAGUGGAAGCGAAGUUGCCGAGAAACAUGGAGUAGAACACAUCCGUAUUCUUUCACCUCGUUUGCGACAGUAUUGCCGAGAGAAAUUUCAUUUUCCGUUCGGCGUUAAUGACCAUUUACACUACUACAAACAGGACGAGGAGGGUGCUAUUUUUUAUCGAACGGCAAAAAACCCCGAGGGUGAAUAUUUUUGGUGGUAUGAUAGGCAAAAAGCCGGACAUGACAUAAAGAAAGGAGAGAAAAAACCUAAAAAAUGUGCGGUCUGUAAUAAAUUAGCCUUCAAAAAAGAUGAAAAAUUAUUGCGAAAUUUGGAUAAAAUAUCCCUCGACUAUCUUGGCACUUUGGCUAAUGCCGAAUUAAUGAAGGAAAAUGAAGUAGAAAUUGAGGAAAAUUCAACUAUUUAUGCCCAACCAAGUCAAAAUAUCCCUGACAGUUUUAAAAUAUUGAGGCAUAAAUCAGCCUUAAUAAACGGUUCACCUUUACCAAUUAAGAACCAAAAACCAACUGAUAUCGAACUAGCAAAAUUAAAAACCAUUUUCCAAAAAUUAAAUAUUAAAAAAAUAUCCUUUAAAAAUGGUGAGUUAGUAAUUACACAUAAUAAUAAAACUAUCACUAAUAACCAAUUGACUAAUAAUUCAGAAUAUCAAACCCUAAAAGAUUAUUGUCAAGAACACCACGAAAGAGAAAUUACUAAGGAGCAAUUAGGGAUUGAUUCUGAUACUAAUUCCACUAACUCAAAGCCAAAUGACCAUAAAUUAGUAAUUGGUUUAGUAGCGGGAAUUAUCGGAGGA
Funneliformis geosporum is the source of this 795-nucleotide messenger RNA. Lineage: Eukaryota; Fungi; Glomeromycota; Glomeromycetes; Glomerales; Glomeraceae. The record is from the annotation of a GenBank genome assembly.